Molecule: messenger RNA, 1504 nt
Organism: Cannabis sativa
Lineage: Eukaryota; Viridiplantae; Streptophyta; Magnoliopsida; Rosales; Cannabaceae
Product: phosphoribosylaminoimidazole-succinocarboxamide synthase, chloroplastic
Exons: 12
Coding region: 72-1274 (400 amino acids)
Biological process (GO): 'de novo' IMP biosynthetic process
Cellular component (GO): chloroplast stroma; cytoplasm
Molecular function (GO): phosphoribosylaminoimidazolesuccinocarboxamide synthase activity
Source: RefSeq, a predicted model, not a curated record
GUCAAAAAAAAGUCAAUUGAAAAGCAGUCUAACUGGGCUGAGUGAGCAAAUAGAACAUUACAGCUACAACAAUGGCUCAGUCUAUGAGAGGCUUAAACCCUCCCAAAACCCUUAAACCCAAUCUCCAACUCCAUAACCAUCGUCUUCCUCCAACCCAUUUCUUCACUCACCCCAAACCCAUUUCAAGGAACUUCCCAUCCAUCUCUCUCUCGGUUAUGGCCGUUCGAAAUCAACACCAACCCCCCUUGUCCCUUGAUACGCUGGUUAACAGUUCUCGCAGAGAAGAGCUUUCCGACGCCAUCAGAGCAUCCUUGCCGAACUGUUUAUCCGAAACCAAUUUGCAACUCACUGUUCCUGGCCUCAAAUCCAAAACCAGAGGAAAGGUUAGAGAUAUUUAUGACAGUGGUGAUUAUCUUGUUUUAGUCACUACUGAUCGGCAGAGCGCUUUUGACAGAAUUCUUGCUUCCAUACCAUUCAAAGGACAGGUUCUUAAUGAAACAAGUUUGUGGUGGUUUGACAAAACACGACAUAUUACACCCAACGCCGUUGUGUUAACCCCAGAUGAAAAUGUAACAAUUGCAAAGAAAUGUUCCGUUUUUCCCGUUGAGUUUGUGGUUAGAGGUUUUGUAACUGGAAGCACUGAGACAUCACUAUGGACAGUCUAUAACAAAGGAGUUCGAAAUUACUGUGGCAAUGCACUUUCUGAAGGAUUGGUAAAAAACCAAAAGCUUCCUCAAAAUAUCCUCACACCUACAACGAAGGCUGCAGAUCAUGAUGUUCCCGUGACUCCAGAUGAGAUUAUUAAGAGCGGACUGAUGAGUCGAGAUGAUUACGAGGAAGCAAGUAGGAAAGCACUGAGCUUGUUUGAAUAUGGACAACGCGUGGCUCAGGAGCAUGGCUUGAUAUUAGUUGACACCAAAUAUGAAUUUGGAAAGGGACGUGAUGGUUCCAUUCUUUUGAUCGAUGAGAUUCAUACACCCGAUUCAAGCAGAUAUUGGAUAGCACAUUCCUACGAGGAACGCUUUCAGAAUGGUCUAGAACCUGAAAAUGUUGAUAAGGAGUUCUUGAGGUUAUGGUUCAAAGAUCACUGUGAUCCAUACAAAGAUAAGGUCCUCCCCGAUGCUCCUGAAGAACUUGUUUGCGAACUAGCUUGGCGAUAUAUUUUCUUAUACGAGACGAUAACAAAGUCAGAAUUUAAAAUGCCAUCAACAGAGGAGCCAAUGCACGAUCGAAUAUCUCGAAAAGUUGCAGAGGCAUUGUCAUCUCUCAAGUAAUUUAAGCUCACGAAGAACCAGAAUCGCCUGACAAAAGAUGGGCAUUUGGCCAGCAAUGCAUCCGGUCUUCAUCUUUUCAUAGGAUUUUCCUGGGGAUCAACAUUUUUUAUUAGGCAGAAACCAAACCAAGUGGUACAGUGUUUUACCAUAACUAUUACAUGUCGAAACUUUCAACUUUCACUACAAUCAAAGGAAAAGAAUAAUCUCAAUAAAGUGGAACAAUUAGAUCU